This is a messenger RNA of Cynoglossus semilaevis (tongue sole), 3596 nucleotides long. It is a transcript of the gene mafba, whose product is annotated as MAF bZIP transcription factor Ba. The coding region runs from base 1621 to 2877 and encodes 418 amino acids. Gene Ontology annotation, biological process: regulation of transcription by RNA polymerase II. Gene Ontology annotation, molecular function: RNA polymerase II cis-regulatory region sequence-specific DNA binding; DNA-binding transcription factor activity, RNA polymerase II-specific. Gene Ontology annotation, cellular component: nucleus. The transcript has 2 exons. The record is from RefSeq and is a predicted model, not a curated record. Lineage: Eukaryota; Metazoa; Chordata; Actinopteri; Pleuronectiformes; Cynoglossidae.
UUGUGGAAAGAUUUGUGAAGUCAAUUUCAAACAUUAUAAUUGAGAUUUGGGAAUAAAGUUAAUGUUUAAAGAGCGCAAUAUAUAUGUAUAUAUAUAUGUGUGUGUGUGUAUGUACAUAGACACGCAUAUAUAUACGCGCUGACAAAUGUAUGAUCGAAUAAUCGCUGUGAUGUUGUGAAGUCGGUCUCCAACAGAACUGAACAGUAAAAUAUUCACUGUAACGAAUUUUUCUUUAAUUUUAUUUAUUUAUUAUUAUUACAACCUGUCAAGAGUUUUUAGUAAAUGUAUCAACAUUUUAAAAAUCAGAGUCAAAUCAGAAAAAUUGUUUUCAUCUUUGGAACAGCUGCAGGUCAUAUUCUAACAAUCUAUAUUUGAACAAACUUUUAUAUAUAGGCCUAUUUAUUUUUAUAUUUUUUUUCGUAAUGCGUGUGAGCAGUAAAGUCACACACACACACACACACACACACCUGUUAGACCCGGCGGUGUGUCCGAACACAGCAACAGUACACUUGCGUCUUUUCUCCAGCGGGGGGCAGCCUUUUGCCUGUUUUCAGGUGAAUCCUUCGGGCUGAGACGUGGAUGUCGGUCCUGAAUAAUUCUGACUCCAGGAUUCUUCAGAUUUUGGACUGAACAACAUUGUCACUCUUUUCUUUUCUUUUCUUUUUUUUCCCGAACGUAAGGAUUUUUUUUCUCCAGGUUGAUCGUCUUUAUUUUUGAUGAAUCUAUGAUUCUUCUUGUUCUUGUGUUAUUCAUGUGAUCUUAUCAUUGGGAGGAUUGUUUCAUCCCAACAACGUCGUCAGGAACAGCCCCACGGUCGGCAGAGAACACAGCAGACCCGUUCAACGGCAGAAUAUUCGAACCCGUGGACAAAGGUUUUUUUCCAACGAGUUCUAGUCGGAAUUCCGACUUGACUGCUUUUUAUAUUUCUUUGUUGACGUUGAAGCCAGUGAAGAGGACGAGGUGUUGUGACUUCCUGUGUGAAGAAGAGAAACGUCAUCAGUUCACAGGUGACGUUCGUCAGUGAAGAUGAAGAUGUGAACGACAGUAGACGGAGGAGCGACGACGACUCCUUCUCUCCUUCAGCUUUGAGCUGCUGGGCCCGGACUGACGUCAUGCUGCGUUAUAAGCAUAAAGCGCUCGGUCGCUGCAGAGCCAGUGUGCUGGAAACCAGAGUAAGAUAAAGUAAAGAGGAGGAGGUGGUGGAGGAGGAGGAGGAGACUGUUGGAACAUCUGCGGUGCAGAGCUGGAAAAAAAACUGCUUCUCGGCCAAAAUCACACGUCCCCUCACAGAGGCGCACUUUUUUCCUGAGGAAAAAAAAGUUCCCCGGACUUAGGAAGAAAAAGUUUCACCGAGGACCGGUUCCUGUGGUAGAGUACCAGCGGUAGAACUGUCGUUGUUUUUGUGACCGGGGCUGUUUUUUGUCGAUGUUCCCGUUUGUGCGAAGACACUUCGCUGAAGAAACUGAGCUUUGGGCCGUCCGCGCUGCUGCCCCACCUCCCCCGCCCCCCCCCAACUGAACUGGCUCCGUGACGCAAAAAGUGCGCAGAAAAUUAGUCUGAAAGUUUCUCUGCCACCUUUUCCUCCCUGUUUUUUCUUCUCAGCUCUGCUCGGUUCGGUUCAUGCUGCAGCAGGUCAGCGCACAGCGUUGGAGGAACUCCAUAAAGAACUACUGUGUGAAGGAAGAACGCAGAGACGAGAGGCUGGUCAAUAAGACGCUCCCCGGCCCGCUGGUGCUCACCAGCAGCCUCGCCUGUCAGCAGAACAGCCGCAGCAGAGCCGCCAUGAGCGCAGAGCUCAGCAUCCAGGGCCCGGAGUUACCCAGCAGCCCUCUGGCUCUGGAAUACGUCAACGACUUUGACCUGAUGAAGUUUGACGUGAAGAAGGAGGGUUUGGCGGGGUUGGAGCGCGGUGGGGUGCGUCAGUGCACCCGCGUCCAGCCGCAGGGCUCCGUGUCCUCAACUCCCAUUAGCACGCCCUGCAGCUCAGUGCCCUCUUCGCCCAGUUUCAGCCCCACAGAGCAGAAGAACCACUUGGAGGAGCUGUACUGGAUGCCGGGCGGGAGCUACCAUCAGCAGAUAGACCCGCAGACGCUGAGUCUGACUCCGGAAGACGCGGUGGAGGCCCUGAUAGGAGCCGGUGCGCAGGGCCAGCCUCCGCCUUCACAUGUCCAGCAGCAGCAGCAGCAGCAGCAGCAGCAGCAGGGCGCUUUCGAGGGCUACAGAGGUCCACACCAUCACCACCACAACCAGCAGCACCAUCACCCAUAUGCGGGGGGCAUUGCUCACCAUGCUGAGGAGCUGCCACUCAACCACCCACACGGCCAGCAUCCUCACCACAACCACCACCACCACCACCACAGCCAGGACCCCGACAGCCCGUCACCGGUUUCUCCAGACCCACACCAACCGCUCCAUCACCACCGCCACCACCAUCACCACCAUCACCUCCAGCUGAGCCAGGCGGCGGCGGCGCACCACGGCGGCGUAGGCAGCGCACACAACGCAGAGGACCGCUUCUCGGACGAGCAGCUGGUGUCCAUGUCGGUGCGGGAGCUGAACCGACACCUGCGGGGCUUCAGCAAGGACGAGGUGAUCCGCCUCAAGCAAAAGCGCAGGACCCUGAAGAACCGCGGCUACGCGCAGUCCUGCCGCUUCAAGCGCGUCCAGCAAAAGCAUGUGCUGGAGAACGAGAAGACGCAGCUGAUCAACCAGGUGGAGCAACUAAAGGCCGAGAUCGGGCGUCUGGCCCGGGAGCGGGACGCCUACAAGCUCAAGUGCGAGAAACUGACGGGCGGCAAUUCGUCCGGGGCCAACGGCGGGUUCCGUGAGGCGGGCUCCACCAGCGACAACCCGUCAUCCCCGGAGUUUUUCAUGUGAGUUGUUCCGCAGCACAUUCCCUGUUGUCCACAGAGACUGGUCCACGAGUUAAACAACAACAACAACGGACAACCCCGUUAACGAUAGGACUGAUUCGAUUCUAAAAUGAGUUGGACGGACUAGGUUUUCUUUGUUUUGUUUUUUGAAGUCGUUUCACCUCCUUCUAGUUGACGACAGAGUCGCUGCAUCUUUGUCGGUGGAGAGAGGAAGUGUUUCCUCUUUAAUCCACUUUGUUUUUUGAAGACUUCCCCCCCAACAGUUAGGACAAAUUGAAUCCGGUUAAGAGGCCGUUUGACUCUGCCAAAGGUGAGCUGGGGGUGGGGGGGGGGUCGUCUAAAAACCUAUAUGCAAAUACGUACGUGUCGUCUAUCAACCCUGUCACUGACUGACUCAGGCUGGACGCGGGGUGUGGGGGGGUUAUGGAGUUAUGGGUGGGGGGGUUAUGCAAAUAUUUCAUUGGUUUUAAAUUUGCCUGCUUGGUUUUCUUCGAGUAUAUAUGGAAAAGAAAAAAUAAAGUCGUGCAUUAAUAUUAAUCCUGCAUGCUGGACAUGUACGGUGUUAACAUCUAUUUUCUACUCUCUCCUCCUCCUCCUCCUCCUCCUUCUUCUGUGUAUUCUCCUUCUCAAUACCAGUAACAACAGCAUGUUUUUUACCCGCAGCUUCUCCGUUGGGGGGUUUGUUGAGUCGACUGCCGGUGCAGUGUCAUAUUUGGUGUGUGU